Molecule: messenger RNA, 4245 nt
Organism: Nematostella vectensis (starlet sea anemone)
Lineage: Eukaryota; Metazoa; Cnidaria; Anthozoa; Actiniaria; Edwardsiidae
Product: retinoic acid receptor RXR-alpha-B
Exons: 7
Coding region: 180-1529 (449 amino acids)
Biological process (GO): regulation of DNA-templated transcription; retinoic acid receptor signaling pathway
Cellular component (GO): nucleus
Molecular function (GO): nuclear receptor activity; zinc ion binding; sequence-specific DNA binding
Source: RefSeq, a predicted model, not a curated record
UGACCGACUAGUCCCAGUCUUCCAAUCUCCGCCCGGAACUCGUACCACCGAGAGCAGCGCAGAGGAGAUGUUUACUUCGCCAUAAAAUACAAAGCGUCGCUGAAAUUCGCCUAAAAGUGCACUCUAAACCUCGGAGAAGUGCUAUAUAAACAGGAGCCAAGAUUAAGCGCAACGCAGCCAUGGCCGAAAUUUCGGAUCCUCUCCGACCAUCUAUGCGGGAUUAUCGCUCGACAUCCAGUAAUAGUGACCAGCCGGAAGUUUUCCUGGACACUGAAGCAAUGGAUGUUGUAGACAAUAUCAAGAUGGAGAGAUCAGACAGUCUGGAGGAGCUUGAACCUUGCCAGUUUUCUAGAAGCUUGAAUUUGAAUUCACGGUCCAGUUCUGGUUCAAUAACUCCAAAGAUAGACCCAACCUCCCCCAAGUCCGAGGAACAAGAACCCAAGCCCCAAGGAGCUCCUCCAGCUUGUGUUGUAUGCAACGAUAAGGCAACAGGGUACCAUUAUGGUGUGUUCACAUGUGAGGGAUGCAAGGGGUUCUUCAAAAGAACCGUACAGAAACAACUUGAGUACACAUGUCGUGGAAAUCAAGACUGUGACAUCAAUCAGCACACACGUAACCGCUGCCAGUACUGUCGUUUCGAGAAAUGUGUCAAAAGUGGAAUGCUUAAGCAAGCUGUUCGUGAUGAUAGAACUCCUGGAGGUCGCCACAGACAUGCUUCCCUUCAGGAUCACAGACAGAAGAAACAAAAAUUACAAGGCAAAGCUCCCAAAGAGCUUCCACAAAAUGGCCUGUCAUCUCCGGAGGGUCCGGAUACUCCAGAGGGGGUGGUAUCGAAAGAGGACGAGAAUGAAUUCCUGAUUUAUAUACAGCAAUUACGACAUGAUGUGGAUGUUAUCCCUGACAGCCCUGUCAAGCCGCCCGAAGGCUCCCCGGCGGCAGGCUUUAGUGUCGACAAGCUCAUGCAAUAUGGCUACCAAGAACUAUAUCAGGUAAUUCAGUGGGGUAAAAACGUCCCAGGCUUCCGUGAGCUGAAACUAGAGGAUCAAAUAACACUCCUGAAGACCUCUUUCAUGGACCUGAAUGUUUUUCGCCUGGCCUAUCGCUCUAUCUGUUGUGACCCGGAUUCCCUAAUGUUCGCCAAGGGCAUUAUACUGAACAAGCCUCAGUGUCUGGAGAUGGGAUGGAGUAUGGAUCUAACGGAGACCACGCUUGAGUUCUGCGCCAAGCUCAGAAAUUUGAACAUGGAUGUGAAUGAGUUUUCAUGUCUAAGUGGUUUGGUGCUACUAAGUCCUGAUGCACCAGGUGUGGUCGACAAAGACAAAGUGACAGAGCUCCAGACAAACGUGACAUCGUGCUUGCGUGACUAUGAGAUGUACCGUUACCCAAGCAAAAGCAACCGUCUUGGUAAACUCCUCCUAUGCCUCCCGUCACUGCGUGCAUACAGUGAGAAGGCCUUGGAAAACUAUGUCACACUUGAAUUCUUUGGCAAACUUGACAUGCCACCUCUUGUAGCAGAGCUAUUGGAGUAAUGCAAGUCAUGUGACAGGUUGAUUGGUGCAAAGCCUAAUUCUAGACAUUGUGUCACGCAAGCUUUUCGUUUUUGAAUGCUGCUGCGUGACCUGUGGUUCUGUGACACUCUUCCACUAGCCUAUGUCACGCAAGCUUUGCUGCUUUUUGCGCAGUGGGGAAUUACUUGCUGUGAAUCAGUAUCAAUCACGUGUGGUUAUUAGACAUUGCUCCUUGCAUUGCUUUGCAUGUUUUGCUCUUUGGGCACCAGUGCAAGUCAUGCUCCUCUAGGAUAAAUCUGGAUGCUAGGCGACACAGCACGGAGUUCAGGUUAAUAUUUGUCCUGCAAAAAUAAGUGUACCAAGAAGUUGCGCGUAUUACAAUGGACUAUGCACUUUACUUCUGUGAUAUUGAAAGCAUGGAGAAGCCCAACAGGGAUGCAGAACAUUGUGAAAUCACCAUGUGAUUAGCAUGCUAUUCCCAAAAUAAUAGCAAGACAAAUCAAUAAAAGGUCAUGCAGUCAUUGAUCAAGAGGUUGCCCAUAAGUUGUGCAUGUGAUGAGCACGUGGUCAGCAGAGUUUACAUAAGACAAGCACAUGGUCAGCAGGACCCAUGAGAUGAGCAUGUCAUGUACAUGUGACGUGCAUGUGAUCAACUCCUUGUGCAUGUGAUCCGCAAAGGAUAGACAGAUUGUACAUGUGAUGUGCAUGUGAUGAGCUUUAUAGCGAAAAGAGGUUUGAGGUACAUCUUAUAUUAGGAUGUUGUUGUUGUAGUUGUAGCAAGUUGAUGCUUUCUGAUUUUGUUUCUGAGGAAAAAUGCAAAUUCAUAGAAACUUUAUGACCAACAUUAUUUUAUAAAGCUAAGCUAAGUUACCAUUUUCAAGACAACUGGGGACUCAUUUGAAAGCUUAAGGAUUGUUGGAUCUUGGCUAUGUUCCAUUCAGUUAAACGAUCACGCAACCCAUUUAACGUAAGCUCUACAGCCCAAACAUUUGUUUUCUAACUCAUAUUUUGUAGAGAAAUCCCAUGGUGGUUUACUUGGAGUUCUUUUUCUCUCUUUUUUAUAGCAGCCCCAACUGCCAGUAGUCAGUUAGUACUUCAUGUAGCAAUCAAUAUGGUUAGGGUCAGUGAUUAGGAUAAAAUAUUGAAGGCUACAUGAAUUACCAGCUCAAUAAUCUCCUACACAGCCACUGACCUCUGUCAGGCAAAACCCAAACCCAGGCAAAACCCAUUCUGGUGACUGCGUAGGAAGAUCUUAGGAAACUACAUACUACCUUCCUUUACAGAUAUUCACACCUUGCAUACCCAAUAGCAUUUUGUUAUGCAAGCACAGUAAAACACACCUACACAUACCUGUCAACACUCUCGCAUUAGGCAGGAGUCUCAAGAUUUUGGACAUCUUCUCCCACGUGGAGCACCAAAUCUCCUGGGUUUUUUGCCUAUUUUCUAUUAAAAUAAUUAAAACAAUAAUUUCCUUAUGAAGCACAAUUUACCUAACACCCACCCCUCCCCAAAACUAAUAGGUUGACAGGUAUGCCUACAAAUUCAUAAUAUAUACAUAACUCAAUUUCAUUUUCCGUGUGUUAUUCGGGCCUUGACCACAUUUAUUAAAUAUGCAGCUAAGGAGUGGGGAAGGGGAAAAGCAGGUUAGAAAAUCUCCCCUGUCCCCCUCCCCCUGGACAAAAAUCUUGGCCUGUCCCUAAGUAGCUAACCACAUAUUUUAUAAUCCUCAUGUAUAUAGCAAAUAUAUUCAUAUACACCACUUUGGAAUUUAAUUCCUAAAAUAUAAAUUGACUCAAAGAGGCAGUAGGAGAAUGCAAAAGAACUGUGAUGUUGUAAAAAACACAUCAGUCUAUUACAUAGGAAGUGACGAGUUACAGUGAACCCACUUUUACCCCAUUAGAAAGAGUGCUAUAUGCACUAUUGUAACCCUUAACAGUUUUAAGAACUAAGCCAAUCAAAACGUGAGCUGUUUGAUUGGCAUAGACAUUGAUGUUUUGUGGGUCAUGCUAUUCAAACUUGCAUCCUAAUUGGCAAACCUGUUAACUUAAGGGUAGAAAUGCUAGAAAAUAACUGGCGUAUACAAGGGAGAUCUAGUAACUAUCAUAUAGCGUGGGUAUAUUCUUCAUGGCUAAAUGCCAUAUAGACGACAACCCCAUAUAACAUAUAAACAAUGACUUACCUUAAUCAACCCUAGGGUUAGCGUUAAGGUUGCCAUGUAUAUGGGGUCAUUGUCCAUAUAGCAUUCAGCCAAAAAGCACAUUCCCUAUUGUAUUAUAUACAUAGCCUGUAAGCUCAGCCACAGGGUUCCCGAGUACUAAACCACAGGGUUCCCGAGUACUGAACCACAGGGAUCCCGAGUACUAAACCACGGUUACCGAGCGCUCAGCCACGGGGUUACUUUUUUUAUUAAGAAAUUUAAAAUAAUUAUAUGAAAUCAAAUUCUCAUCGAUGGUUUAACGAAAUCAAUUGUACAUAUUGGCAAAGAAAGUAUACAUAAAAAUAAAAAUUGGAUACUUUCUUUGACGUAUGAUUUUUAGAAUAGUAAACCGAAAUUGGCGGUGACACCUGUUAGCAUAAGAGGCAGCUCGGGCUACCCAAUAACCGCUGACUUUGUUUGUUGACUGUUUGGCCUGUUAGGCCUGGCUCGAGCGUAAACGGGACGGCCCGAGUUUAAGAUGUUGUUAGCUAUGAUAUCAAAUAUCAUGAAAUAACCAAUAAAUAUAUGAAAAUACCACAA